Molecule: messenger RNA, 1187 nt
Organism: Xiphias gladius (swordfish)
Lineage: Eukaryota; Metazoa; Chordata; Actinopteri; Istiophoriformes; Xiphiidae
Gene: eef1akmt2
Product: EEF1A lysine methyltransferase 2
Exons: 6
Coding region: 105-815 (236 amino acids)
Biological process (GO): peptidyl-lysine dimethylation; peptidyl-lysine monomethylation
Cellular component (GO): cytoplasm
Molecular function (GO): protein-lysine N-methyltransferase activity
Source: RefSeq, a predicted model, not a curated record
GCCAUGAUGGAAACAUCCCUAUCAAUCCCGAUGCCCCCCGCGGUUGGAAGCACACUCCUCAAACGCAAGGUCUUUUGGGAAGUGUAGGCGAAGAUUUGACCAGCAUGGAGGAAGCCACACAGGGCACACAUGGCUGUGGAAAUACCUCAGAACCCGAAGACAGAUUAUCAGAUAACGAUUUUGGACCUUCAAGACUCGGAACCAAAGAAUACUGGGAAGAUGCAUACCAAAAAGAACUUGAGACAUUCAAAGACAUUGGGGAUGCUGGUGAGAUAUGGUUUGGUGAGGAAAGCAUGAGCCGUGUACUGCGAUGGAUGGACAAGGCUAAGAUCCCAGAAAAUGCUGCCAUUCUGGACAUUGGCACUGGAAAUGGAGCCUUUUUAGUUGAACUGGCUAAACACGGAUACAGGAAUCUGAUGGGUAUCGAUUAUUCCCCAGCGUCUGUAGAAUUGGCCAGAAAUGUUCUGCGGGCGGAGGACUUGACAGACGUCACCGUAAAGGAAAUGGAUUUCUUAAACUGUCGAGGAGAGCUAAAGGACUUUGAUGUCUGCAUCGACAAAGGAACAUUUGAUGCGAUAAGUCUAAACCCACACAACACCGAGGAGGGCAAAAAACUCUAUGUCCAAGCUUUAAAAGAUGCUCUUCAGGACAGAGGAUUCUUUGCUGUCACUUCCUGCAACUGGACAAAAGAGCAGCUGCUAGACAGAUUCAGAGAAGGAUUUGAAUUUGUACAGGAGUUGCCUACACCCAGUUUCCAAUUUGGAGGCAAGACAGGCAACAGUGUGACAGCACUCAUCUUCAAACGAGUACACUGAUUCAAAUGCUCCCGGAGGAUAUUUGUCUUUUUAUGUCCCAUCAAUUUUGUAGUUUUUUUUUUCUGUUUAUCACAGGAAAUCAUACUAUCUGUGUAUAUUAAGACAUAUUUAUACAAGAUCUGAUUAUGUAGGAUUUAAACUUUGUGUAGUGAAGCAGACACACAGUGCAAUUGAAUGGGACAGUUCAUUUGAGAUAAAAAAAAAAUGUGUUUUUUGUUUUUGUUCCAUCAUAUUUGCAUUUUCACAGAUCCACAGCGCUAACAUCUGUAAUGUUUGUAACACAUUUAUGCAGACAAUUAACAAGGUUAAUUGUUUCAUUCAAUAUCAGUUUUGUUUAUAUAAAUUAAAAAUGUUGCGGCGUGUUGGAAUGCA